ACAUCAUGGUUUUCAUUAAAUAAUAGCAAAGCUCUGGCUCUCGGUUGUCAACACAAAUAUUUCCUUAGAGAUAAUACAUAAUUAAACAAAAACAACGAAAACAGAAGAAAAAUAAAGAGAGUGAACAUUUUUCUCCGUCAAAGCCACAUAAGAGACAUUUUAAAGUAUGAUUAUUUGUUACUAAUUCUAAGUAAUUAUCAUGAUAAUUUGUACGCUAAAAAAUUCCAGAUUAUCCUAUUGAGCCGAAGAGGAAAACUGCAACAUAUUAAUGGUUAUGUAGAUAUUACAACCUAAUCGGCGUCGUGCACACGAUCUGUGAAUAUUAAUAAGCCCCUAAUCCUUAAUACCCAGGCCUGUAAAUGAUCUAAAAAACACGAAAAAUCCACAUAUGAAUUUUUGAAAAUAUACCAUAGACUGUGAAUUUGUCAGAAGCAUGACGGGACAUCAGAUUGUUGAUAGUCGAUCUAUCGAUAGCGAGGUAUCGAGUCUGUCGCAUCACGAUUCAUCGUUAAACGAAAUCGAUCGAUGCACAUCGAAGAUCGAUAGCUCGCUCAAUUUGUACAAUCUUUCGAAAGUUGAAAAAUGCUUACUCUACUUGUACAACACGCUGGACAUUGAAGAUGAUGAUCGUUGUCGUAGAUACAAUAAUGAGUAUAAUGACCAAGACUCGACAGUGAGCAACGCCUCAGUUUUUGCAAAUUAUGCAGAAAGUGAAAACGAAAUGGACAAUGAAUACAGUGUAAAAAAUUCCAGUGAUACCGGAAAAUUGUCAUCGGAAUAUGACGUCAAACGGGAAGGCUUAUAUCAAGUAAAAACUGAGAAACCUAGUCAUAGUUACAUCGCUGAGAGAAGAAAAUACAGCAGGACGAUAAGAAAGAGGAAUAAAAAUAGUCUGAAACAAAAGUCUCGCGAUAAGAUUGCCAAAAAGUUAAAUAGCUGGGCAAUUGGUAGUAGUCGGGUGAAAUUUCACCCUUUUUUAAGAAUAUUCGACAAGAAUGGCGUUGCAGUUAGCAGAUCAGUGAAAGAUCACGACCUUCGAACCCAAAGAUAUUCGAACACGCCUAAGUUCAAUUCGUUCCUUUUAAAGGCAGCAUUAAAAUACCAGGAUCCGAAAUUACUCGCGAACGCGGUAGUUUGUGUCAAAAAAAGUAAUCCACAAACUGGACUCCGUGCGGAUGCGAAAAGAUCAGGGGCGAAUGUAGUUAGCAUGCCGGAAGAAUACUGUGCGAUUGCUUCAGGUAAUGAGUCAGACAGUUUACAAAACCUUGGAGAACUACGGUCGAAGGAACUGCAAAGUCAUAAAAAGAACGCAUUAUCGAUCGACCUGUCGACUAAAGCAGUCAAUUCAAAAAUACAUCUUUUAGAGACAAACGGUCGAAUUUUGAAUCGACCAAAGAUGAGUACCCCAUUAAUAUUCCCAAGUGAAGGCCAAGAGACUCUCGGGAUAUUUAAAAACACAAAAUCGGAAGUUGAGAAUGUCACAGUUCAAAGAACCACUGCGUCUUUAGAGAAAGAAAACGAAGUAAAACAAGAAGUUGUUAUUAUUACUGAGACAAAGCCGAAAGCAGAGUGGAAAAUUCUCGAGAAAAAAGCGGAUCAGAUCCCAGUAAAAUCUAUCGAAACAGAUGAAAUCACAAGUCAAGUCUGUUCAAGAAGGAGAUGUUCCUUUAAUUUUCAAAUUGAGGAAAAUCGACCGCAAGUAUCCGAUUUAAAUAAAAGCAUUGAAAAAAAUUCUGAGAAACUACUUAUUUCCGGAACUACCGGAAAAAUCCAACGUGAGCGUGACACAGUGAAAAUUGAUGCUACUUGGCAAGAGGCAAGGGAAACUGUCGAAAACGAGGUAAAAAUCUACAGAGAAUCAUUGGGAAGACCGAGCUGUACCGAUGAAAUGCCUUUUAUCAGACUGGCAAGGGAUUUAAAUAAGAGGAAGCAGCGGAAAGAUUACAUGAACGAUAUUUCAAGUUUCGAGACUGAAGUAAUUCACCGCUUUGACGAACCAAAAGUCGAAUCAAUCGAGUGUAGGAGUGAGGUGACUAAAAUUAAAGUAGAAACUAAUAAACUAGAUGAGGCGUCGAAGCAAUUAUCUUCAGGCAAUAAAAGUAUUACAAAAAAUGUACGGGCUGGUGCAAUUAUCAUUGCACCAACGUUGAACUUGAACUUCGGUAAAUCUGGUUCUUCGGGGAGAGUUGAUCAGCCAAAAAACGUCACGAAUUUCAUGAAACCCCCAAGAAAUAUACAGCAAUCUUUGAGAAAUGGAGAAAAUUUGAGUAGAAAUUGCCCCUUAAAUUAUUUUUCUGUGGAAGGAGCCUCGUACUCUAUUGUAGAUCUACCUGAGCCCUAUUUGAAAACUCAUCAGCAAAGAUUAGUUUUGCCCAAACCGAUGCCCCAGGAAAAACCGAAUAUCGAUUUGUACCGGCGGUAUUCGGACAGAUCAGUAGCGGCAAAUGCUGAUUCUUUGAAUAAGUCGCUGAUUCUGAGGUCUAGGUGCUCGACUGAACUAGAACGUGCCAAGAUUGAGGUUUACAAGAGAAUUUUUGAGACGAUGCUUAUCGAUCCAGAUUUCGACUUUGUCCGAGCCGAGGACCAGCUCGAAAAUAUAAAUGCUGGAUUGAUUAUCAGACAAGAAAAACGUGACAAUGGUGGUGACAUUUUUAGGAGCGUCGAGAAUAACUGCACCAUUAAUAACCCAGGAGUAAACCGCUACGACUCUUCUGUCAACAAACGAUUUCACCAACUAAAUGAUGAACAAGUUGUCCAAAAUAUGAACAAUCUAAAACGUGUUAAAAUCAGCCCGAAUUUAACGAGGAAAAAAACGGUGCUCGAUGCGCCAGCGAUUACAUUGAGAGCUGAUCAGCGAGAUAGAAGAAUCUUUUAUCGAUUUGAAAAUUAUCCGAAAUCAGCAGAUAUGUUUCGAAAUGACUAUAGUCGUCAGGGAUUGAAGGCUAAAACAACGAAGGAAAUCUUGUUCGAUUUGAAAGACUUUGUCAAUUUUCCAUCGAGUGUUACAGAAAAAAAUCUCACAGACUCUGCAGUGGAAUUAGCUUUAAUUUAA
Messenger RNA from Diprion similis, 3052 nucleotides. RefSeq lists its product as uncharacterized. The transcript is spliced from 4 exons. NCBI's taxonomy places the organism in Eukaryota, Metazoa, Arthropoda, Insecta, Hymenoptera, Diprionidae. Bases 434 to 3052 code for a protein of 872 amino acids. The record is from RefSeq and is a predicted model, not a curated record.